GUUGAAAAACACUGAAAUCAACCGCAAAAAACAACACUAAUCAAAUACCAGAAAAAGGCACUCUCGUUUGAUUCUUCCGUCCCCCAAAUCUAGACUGCGCCACACCGCCAUGACCGAUCACCCCCGGCUCAGCCACCUCCGAACGACGACCCGACUCUUCAAGCAAACCACCGCGACCUUCACCUCCAAUCUUUUCGCAUUCCUCUUCCUCUCUUUACUCCUCUUCUGUUUUCGUACCCUCGUCGAGAAUGGGACCCACCUUCUUACCUCCUUCAUCGACCGAGAUGCAUCCCUUAAGUCCCUGCUCUCCCGUCUUGACCUUGCCGGCCACCAGCAGCAGCAGGACCUCCAACAUCUUCACCACCACCAUCGCUUGCGUCAUCACCGUCGUCCCUUUCUUCACCUCACGCGCGUGGGAACCCUAGAUGAUGGCUUCUUCUCUGGAGAUGACGUCCCCCUCUUUGGGUCCCAACGCAAGAGCUCCGUCAAUGCCAGUUAUGUGAUUCUCUCGAACUUUGAUACCAGAUUGGGAUUCUCUCAGCAUGUCGUCGAUAAUGGAAUCAGAUACCCUGUGGUCGUCCGCUCCGGUAUUACUUUCAAAGCCCCAACUUCUCAUUUUGAUAAAGAAAGUGAUGAUUUUAGUUAUGUUAACGAUAAAGAUGGUGUUAAUGCUAAUGAGCAAGAUAGCAAAGAAAAAGAGAAUGGAUCAAUUAACCUAGACAAAGGUCAAGAUUUCGAGAGGGUUGUGGAUUUUCAGUUCUUUAUAAAGGGAUUGGACCUUGGUCGCCGGGAUGCAGCAGCUUUGUUUUUCCUUGUUUCUUUAUUAUCUGCUGCUUAUGGCUGGGUGAUUCUAGGGUUUACUGCUAUAUAUUCAUGGGUUUUAGGCGUUGUUUUUAUCACCGUUGUUAAUGAUCUGUUAGGGAGGUUUAGUUCAUUUCUUGGACUCUUAUGGGAUGGUUCUAGGCUGGGUCUUAAGAGGCUAACUGGGUUCAUCCUCAUGAAAUGGGCUGUUAGGGAUGCAUUGACUCAGCUUCUUGGAUUGUGGUAUUUUGGUGAAAUUGAGGACCAGUACUCUUUCUUUAAGCUCUUUGUCAGGUUGAAAUUGAUGCCGUUCUCAGUUAUGUCUCCAUGGAUUAAGGGUUUUGAGAAGGAGAUUUCAGGGUUUUUGUUUACCUGGUUUUUGUUGGAUACGUUUGUGGCUUUUAUAUUUGCAGUAGAUGGCUGGAUUGCCAUAGUGGAUCACAGGAGAAGUGGAAGAGAGAUAGUGAAGGAAGGUUGUUAUUUGAUAUCAACUAUGAUGAACCAAGCCAUACAAAUAAAGUGUUUUGAAGCUAUACUUUGUGGUUCUUUUGCAAGAUGGGUCUUGACUAGACUUUUUGGGAAAUUUCUUGCUGCAGUUUUCCAGUCAGUUGUGGAGGUUUACUUUAUGGUGGCUUGGCUUAUAUUCUAUUUUGUGGCAAGGAGUAGGGAUGCUAAUUCGGAAGGUAGGAGGUUUGGGCGUAGAGAAUUGGAGGGCUUAGUUGAGGGCCUUAGAUGAUACUCAGUGGUGAUUAAGGUCACAGCUAUUUGUAUUGCGGGCUUCUACAGUAAUGGUAAAAAAGCAAUGCAGUAAAACUUUUAGUGCUUUUUUGUCUCCAGCAUUGCAUCCCCAGCGAUUCAGCCUGGCAUCAUUUGAAGUAUCACCAGUCACCAACAAUGUGUUGUAUGUACUUUUACCAAGAAGCAAUAUACUACAUGUGUAUAUUUUCCAUGGAAUGCUUCAUGUGUAUAUUUUCUUGCCACUAUUUUUCAAAUAUUCUUCAAUAUCUUCCUUCUCUCUAAAUAAUUUAUAGUGUGAGGAAUCUUUUGAAUGCUGCAUUUAGAACAGAUUCUCAUUGUUGUGUUUUUUUUUUUCAAAAGUUGAUCUUCAUGGUCUUUAUAUGGCAUAGAACUCAUAAAAGUAUAAAUAGAAUGGAGCAGAAAUUUGCAUUGGUUCUA
Messenger RNA from Tripterygium wilfordii, 1977 nucleotides. RefSeq lists its product as uncharacterized. The transcript has a single exon. The record is from RefSeq and is a predicted model, not a curated record. Bases 110 to 1537 code for a protein of 475 amino acids. NCBI's taxonomy places the organism in Eukaryota, Viridiplantae, Streptophyta, Magnoliopsida, Celastrales, Celastraceae.